AUGCUGUCAGCAUCCUCGCCAAUUACCUUUCCGAGCGACCCUCCGUCUCCUCCAACAAAGCGCGCCAAACCUCAUGAUAUCCAAUAUCCCACACAGAAGCCUCGCGUCACUGGGCCUUUCGUUGACUCCGACUCCGAAUCAGAUAUAGAGAAUAGGCCUAGAGCUAGCUCCAGGUCUCCAUCCAAGAGGCGUAAAGUAGAGGUCCAACACGAGCAGAGGCCACAGAGCCCCAUAUUUGGUGCUCGAGAUGCGAAUGGAGAUGGCAGCAACAUCGCCCUCCGCGAGGGGCGCCCAGUAGUCAACCACCCGACAGUUCAUGCGACUCUCACCGAGGAUACUCAGAAUACUGCAACACAAACAGGGCCUCACUGGUCCCAACCAAGCUCACUACUUACUGCGCCAAUCUUUGGAAGCCGGUCAAAGACUACUUAUAAGCUAAAAACAUGCAGUGGUAGUGAAGUUACGAUUAAACAGCGCAAAGAGGUUGUUGCCCAAUCUUACGAAUCUAUGGUGGCAGCCAGGUCGAAAACCAAGGAAGGGCGGGCGAAGCGAGACUACUAUGGCGUGGACAUACACAAUCUGAUCAACGCCGCCACAAGCGAAUUGGCUGAGAAGCAGCAUAACCCACCAUCCCCGGACACCAAUUCAGCUGUUCGAUCUAUGGAGGCUACAUCUAUAUCCGAUAAGAAACCCAAAAAGACUAUGCUAUGGACCGAGAAAUACCGCGCGAGAAACUUUAUGGAUUUAUGCGGAGACGACAGCACAAAUAGACUUGUCCUACGCUGGCUGAAGAAGUGGGAUCCGCUCGUCUUUCCCGGAACAGCCAAAGCAAAGCCCAAAGCCGGCUACGAAGUGAUUGAAGUCAACGCCAGCGAUGACCGCAGUCGCGACGUUGUCAAGAAUCGAAUCCGGACCAGUCUUGGGACGGAGAGCGUCAAAAAUGUCAGCAAUCAAAAGGCACUGAACGGGUCUCAGAAAGUUGCCAAGCCUGCUUGCGUCGUGGUGGACGAGGUGGACGGCGUGGUAACGGGAUCUGGCGCUUCAGGGGAGGGUGGCUUCAUCAAAGCCCUGAUUGACUUGGUACUCAUCGACCAAAAGAACUCUUCAGGGGUAACCAAGUCUUAUGAUGGCAAAAAGAAAAAGGGCGACGAUUUCCGCCUGAUGCGACCUUUGAUUCUAAUAUGCAACGACGUCUACCAUCCUUCUCUGAGGCCUCUUAGGCAAUCGAAUCUUGCCGAAAUUAUUCACGUCGGCCGUCCAACACUGGACACUGUAGUUGGUCGCUUAAAGACAGUAUUUGAAAAGGAGGGUAUUCCAUGUGACAAGGAUGCAGCACGCAAACUAUGUGAAACGGCAUGGGGAAUGGCCAGUGGCAUUGAUGCCAAGCGAGGGCAAGAAAGUACCGUGCAAGGCGACCUUCGAGGUGUCAUGGUCGUGGGUGAAUGGGUGGCCGCCCGGUUCAAGGCCUCGAGCCUGAAUGAUAACCAACGCCUCACCAGAGACUGGAUCGAGCGAAACAUCCUCCAGGAACUUGCUAAUGGCUCGGCGGGGGCUCGAGGACUCGGGCGAGGCAGCGUCAAAGAUAUCAUCUCUCGCCUCUUUCAAGAAGGAGGUGGCUUCCCUAAGCAAGCUCUCAACUUGGCCAAGUCCAAGACGCAUCACGAACAGCCAAAGACGGAGCUUGGGUUUGGAGAGCAUCAAAAGAAGUACGCCAUGGAGUGUCUUCGGCAGAUGGUGGACUCGAGCGGCGAAAUCAGUCACAUUGUGACGGAGAUAUUCGCAGAGUAUCCGAACCGCGAGUUCAACGACGAUUCCUAUCUCUCGAAGCCGAAUCAAGCUUACGACUGGCUGUACUUUCACGAUGCCUGCCAGUCGAAGCUCUUUGCCAGCCAGGAAUGGGAACUCGCGCCCUAUCUAGCGCAGCCUGUCCUAGCCUGCCACCACUUAUUCGCGUCACCAAUUCGGCAUUUUGCCAGCGGCAUGGGGUCGAACCACAACCAGCGAUCUGGCGUUCCCGGAGAAGAAGAAGUAGGCCCUACAAUCCCCUUUUCCGGCCCGCGCGCCGACUUCCAGGCCUUUGAAGCCGAGAAGCAAACCCGCGCCCAAUUGCAGUCCCUCCAAAGCCAGCUCAGCCCAACCAUGAUGCGCCUCUUCCGCAGCGCAGAGGACGUCUCAACGGAGUUCAUGCCCUACUUGGCCCGCAUGCUGUCGCCCGAUGUGAAGCCCGUUGUCGUCGGCGGCAGUCAGGGCACUACUGCGAGUGUGCGCAAGGAGAGUGAGCGAGCAAUGGUCAAGCGCGCGUCGGAAGUGCUCGCCGAGGUGGGUAUUGCCUUACAUAAAGGCAAGAUUGAGAGCGAUGUGAUGUCUAGUCGCGGUCCGCAGUUUGUCUACCGCAUGGACCCUGACAUUGAUUCCCUGGCCACCUAUGAAACAGCCUCAGCUCUUCUCUCAUCCCAAGCCCCAACCCGCUUCGCCGUCCGCCAGGUCCUCGACCAGGAACUUCGUCGCACGCUCGCCCUCCGCGAGACACAUGCUCGCCAAGCGCGCUUCCAAGCCGGAUACGCCAUCGGCGAAGGCGAGCCGCAGCAACAGCUCCUUCAGCCGACGCAGAGCCAGAAGCAUGACUUGGCGGUGGUGGAAGACGGGCUGGUGGUGAAGAAGGACUUCUUUGGGCGCAUUAUCCAGGCGCAGCCGCUGGCGGAGGUGACGGGCGGGUUGGCGGAGAAGAAGGCGGCGAGCCAGGAGAAGGUGUGGGUGACGUUUCAUGAAGGGUUGAAUAAUGCGGUGAGGAAACCGAUGACGCUGCGGGAGUUUUUGAGCGGACUGUGAUGAGGAGGGGGGUUACUGUAGAUGGAUGAAGUUUUAUUAUGAUAUUGGACGUUUUUUUCACAUAAUGAGGCACGUAUAAACUAAUCUGGAGAAGUAUCUGGUUAAAUAGAUUAGACUUGUGUUUAUG
Trichoderma virens Gv29-8 is the source of this 2956-nucleotide messenger RNA. RefSeq lists its product as uncharacterized. The record is from RefSeq and is a predicted model, not a curated record. Gene Ontology annotation, cellular component: nucleus. Bases 1 to 2829 code for a protein of 942 amino acids. Lineage: Eukaryota; Fungi; Ascomycota; Sordariomycetes; Hypocreales; Hypocreaceae. Gene Ontology annotation, molecular function: DNA binding. The transcript is spliced from 3 exons.